Molecule: messenger RNA, 3006 nt
Organism: Cladophialophora immunda
Lineage: Eukaryota; Fungi; Ascomycota; Eurotiomycetes; Chaetothyriales; Herpotrichiellaceae
Exons: 3
Coding region: 731-2338 (535 amino acids)
Biological process (GO): cytoskeleton-dependent cytokinesis
Cellular component (GO): cytosol; cell division site; septin complex
Molecular function (GO): molecular adaptor activity; GTPase activity; GTP binding
Source: RefSeq, a predicted model, not a curated record
UUCUUUUUUCGUCUAUCUCUGACACCGUUUCUGACUGCCACUGACUUCUUCUCGAAACGGUCGUUCUCCCUUCUGCCACGCCCACCACGUUGCGGAUUGACGCAUGCGGCACAAUUUGACUUCUGAGCGACCCGCUGUCAAGUGCGCCUCUAACGCAGGUUCAAGUGGCUCAGUUGCAGUAGUCGACGUCGCUGCUCUGGAGUUCGGCGCCCUGCAAUUACCCCAUAUUCUGUUCUCGAGCAAGCUGAACGGGCUUCAACGGUCGCAGGUGACUUGUAUCCCGUUUCCCUCGGCGGACCUCGACAUUUGCCAUCAACGACAACCCUCGUCGGGCCUGCUACCAUCGAGACAUCAAUUCCUCGAUCGUCGUCCGCUCACUUAGCCCCGUCCAACGCGAUUGGAAUUUCACUUCGCUCUCUUCUUUGUGCAACCUCUGUCACCAAAGUGGCCUGUCGAACUUUGCAUCUGCGCUGGCCGCCCCCUGGUUCAUUGUGUCGAAUCGAAUCAAGUCCUCACUACGGCCUGCAUCUCCCUCUGAUCCUCCACGAAUGAUCAAUCGCCCAUCCAGCAGCAAGCAGCAGGCACUUUCCUCCAACAGCUCAAAUCACCAACCCAUUCUCCUCACGUCAGCGUCCGCGCCUGCCUCCAAGCCGUCCACCUCGCACGUACUCCGAAUUGGCUCGCCGGCAACAACCCCUCUCCGAUAGCUGAUCUGAGAUCCUCCGACGCCAUGACUUCUCCUGCUCCUCUCGCUCGCAAUGAGUCCCAGGCCUCCAGUCGUCGAAGUACCAGUCUCGGCUCUCGCCUGUUUCGAUCAAAGAGCGGCGAAGCGCUAGGUGAUCGCAAGACCUCUGGGAGCCGUCUGAAAAAGAAGCAGCAAGAGAUGGAUGAAGCUGCAAAGGUCACACAGUCGCCUCCUCGCCUGCCAAAUUACAAUCCACAGCCUUUGGGCAUUCAAUCAUUUGGUGGUGAAAACUACAACCCCCAGACCGCGUCCAGAGAGCAAACAAAUGGCGCAAAGAACACUCCCCCCGUCCCUCCUUUGCCCGGAAACUUGGAAAAGGAGGCUGUUGAUCCAUAUGCGAGGACUGAGAGCAUGACCCACCGUGGUCGAUACUCCUAUGCGAAUUCGACUGUCUCUACCAUCAACUCUCCCCGGAGAGUUCGCCGUCGCAAAGAUCCCACCCCUUACAACGUCCUCAUCAUCGGUGCUAGAAAUGUCGGCAAAACCUCUUUCCUUAAUUUCCUAAAGAGCUCGCUUGCGCUGCCGGCAAAAAAACAACCGAGUCGAGCUCCGGAUGGCGACACACCUCCCUCGUCUGCAAGAGCAAACCCCAACUUCGUCCACCACUAUCAAGAGAUCGAGGUCGAUGGGGAGCGAAUUGGCUUGACAUUGUGGGACUCUCAAGGCUUGGACAAGGGCGUUGUUGACCUUCAGCUGAGAGACAUGAGCAAUUUUGUCGAAAGCAAAUUCGACGAUACCUUUCUGGAAGAGAUGAAGGUCGUUCGCGCCCCAGGCGUCCGCGAUACUCACAUUCAUUGCGUCUUCUUUGUUCUUGACCCUGCCCGGCUGGACGCCAACAUCAACGCUGGCCAAGGUGUCACCAACGGGGUCGAAGCCACGCGAAUUGGCAAGCCAUCUCGUAUUGUCGGCGCUCUCGACGAAGACUUUGACAUUCAAGUCAUGAGGACCUUGGCCAGUAAAACCACCGUCAUCCCAGUCAUCAGCAAGGCGGACACCAUCACCACAGCGCACAUGGCGUUUCUGAAGCAAAAAGUCAGCCGGAGUCUGAAGAAGGCUGGUCUUGAUCCAUUGGAAGCCUUGAGUUUUGAUGCCGAAGACGAGGAUGACGAACGUCUGGACGAGCGCGACGAAGAUGAAAAUAGCAGCGCUGCAGACUCGGAAGAUCAGGCUUCAGCCCGGAGCGAGGAUUCUGAUGCGAAUCGAGACCCGGGCACCACGAAACGGCCGGGCAACCACAAGCGCCAUAUUUCCACCGAGGAUGCUGUGCUUGACAGUGGCUAUGCCCCAUGGUCGAUCCUCAGCCCAGACAAAUAUUCUCUCGAAGCAAAGGAUGGCCCAGUUGGACGGCAUUUUCCUUGGGGGUUUGCCGACCCGUACAAUCCCAACCAUUGUGACUUUGUGAAGUUGAAAGAAGCUGUAUUUGGGGAGUGGCGAUCUGAGUUGCGAGAGGCCAGUCGCGAAGUGUUCUACGAACGCUGGAGGACGAACCGUCUCAAUCGCCGAACUCUGCCAGCCAACGCGACCAAUGGUCUACCAUCUGGACCUAGACAGAGCAGCGGGAUCCCCAUUCCCCUCCAACCCCGUGUGCGAUAAGUCUCGAGGUAUUCUGUACAAUAAAUGUACAACAGAUUUCAAAAUUACUGACCAACAUCGAUCGAGUUGAAGAUGAUAACCGGUUGGCAGUGUUGAUCUGCAUGGUAUUGAAACAUGUUCAAAAAAAUCAGAGCGCGAAGUAAAUCGACUGUGGAAAUUGAGUGACUGUGAAGGAAAGUGGAAAGGGAGGCGGUUUCUUUCCCAGGGGCAUGGAAUGUUGCGCGUGGGUGGCCCGUUUGUCGACUUUUAUCCGUCCCUUGCCUUGCAUUACAGUGCCCUGGUUUUUGAACGACCUGACACGAGUCAUGACACAACACCUUUUUUCUCUUCUUGGAGAGCAUGACCCUGGUUCUUGCGAGGGCAGAACGCAGGCCAAGUCGGGCAUGUUCAAUCAUGUUUCCUUUGUUGAGUUUUGGACGUGGAGCUUGCAACAAGACGGCGAGCGAGCGAGCGAGCGUUGAGCGUUGAGCGUCAUGCGCGCUGGAACUGAGCUGAGCUUGGUGUUGCGGAAUGAUGGGAGCCCUUGAUUUGGUGCGGGAGCUGAAAUUGUAGCGAGCAGAGUUAUCCACAAAUACCCCCUUUUUCCCUUUUUUCUUUAAAAACCAACCGUAACCUCGUUUACUCUAUAUAGAAAAGAUGGCCACAUGCGCUCUAGGGUCUUUGCCUCC